Clonostachys rhizophaga is the source of this 339-nucleotide messenger RNA. Lineage: Eukaryota; Fungi; Ascomycota; Sordariomycetes; Hypocreales; Bionectriaceae. The record is from the annotation of a GenBank genome assembly.
AUGAGCGUUAGUGUCAAAUUUGUUGACUGGGAAGAUGACUUUCGCUACAAUGAGGAGCGCGAGAGAGUGACAAACAUGAUUCAACGUAUUGCCGCCGAGAAGGGUUACACCUAUGGUGUGGUCCAGGCUUACCUAGAGGUGCAAAGGAAGCUGUGGAUCAAGCAACGGUAUCGUACAAUGGUUGGACUUCAAGUCACUGUUCACCUCCAGAAAAUUGACUGGGUGGGAAAUCAGAGCCCUCACUACGUCCCGGUCCGGAUUCACUUCACAGAGGAUUGCACUUUACAGGACAUUGAAGGCAAUCCGGAAUGGCAUCCCGAGGUCAAUGAGACCACCUAA